Messenger RNA from Bursaphelenchus xylophilus (pine wood nematode), 273 nucleotides. The record is from the annotation of a GenBank genome assembly. NCBI's taxonomy places the organism in Eukaryota, Metazoa, Nematoda, Chromadorea, Rhabditida, Aphelenchoididae.
AUGAAUGGCGCCCCAUACUCCCAAAAUCGGAAUCCGAUGGUCUGCAGCGUGUGGUUGACUUCGGAGAGUCGAGUCUGUUCACGCUACCGAAGUUUGGACUGGCUUAUUGUGAAGACAGCGAUGAAGAGCGAAUGGAACCGUUUAUGCCGGAAAGGGCUGCGGCAGCCGCGACCUCAAGUCACGUUUGAACUUCUGCCGCCAAGUGAAGCCACUUUGAAACUGGCUGAACAAAAGGCAUUGUAUAUGAAAAAGCUUCCUUUUGUCUUCAAUUAG